GAACAUGACCUGGUUGAUAACCUCAACCCUGCUUCAACCACAUCGUGAGUUGUUUCCGGUCUCCAAAUUUCUGCUUGAUGACAUGUUUGUAAAAAUAAAUUGCAAUAGAGACCAGGUCAUCACGAAUUGUUUGACAUCAAUACUGAUUUCGACGAAAAACUUCAGUUGGAAUGGAUUAUUGGGAUGACCGGGUAUGCAUCAUGAGUAUGAUAUAAAUGUGCGAGAGUAUUCUGCAUAGUAAAUAUUAUUCCAUAUACAACACACUCAAUACAAUCAUCAGCACAACCAUCAUCUUUAUUAGCACAUUUUAAAGCAUUUCAGCGAGGAGCAAUAUUAUCAAGAUUGUUCAUUGAAUCUAUUUUACACCGCUUCAAAAACAUCACAUCUUUCACACAACCUAUUCCUCUUCAUAGCAGCAAGCCAUCAUGUCUAAAAAAAUCGAGAUAGUUCGAACUGGGCGAAAUGAAAAGGGGGAAAAAGAAUACGCUUUUGUCCGCAGUAAAAAGAAGUCCCAAAAAGAAAUCGAUCAAUUGCAAGAGAAGAAAAAUAGAGACUUUGAGAAGGGUUUAAAGAGCAGGGAACCUAAACCAGACGAUGCGAAUCGAGUUCUUCAAAAAUACGGAGCCCCUAAACAGCUGGAUGCACCGAGUGUUGCAGAUAGCAGGGUAUUGAAUCCCACAAAAUUAGCUGAUAAUAUUGAGAUCUUCAGGGAAAUGGGUCAGACUUCUCGGGAGGCUCCUAGAACACACAAGGGAGAAAGUAGUGGUAAAAAUGCUGAGCUUCCCGUGAGAAGCAAGGAAAGUAAGGCUCCUUCCGAGUGGAGUGGGACAACUGAUGUUUCCGAGAAGACUGUGAGAACUGAGGCUUCCGGGAAGAGUGCGAGAACUGAGGCUUCCGGGAAGAGUGCGAGAACUGAGGCUUCCGGGAAGACUGUGAAAACUGAGGCUUCCGGGAAGAGUGCGAGAACUGAGGCUUCCGGGAAGAGUGCGAAAACUGAGUCUUCCAAGAGAAGUAGCAAACCCAAAGCCCCUGAAUCUGUAGCAAGCAGUUCACGGUCGAAUUCUACAGAACAGAGUAGUCAGUAUGACUAUGAAUCUAGUUCCGGAUCCGACACUGUGACUGCACAGAGAUCUAGCCGCAACGGCUCACGUAAGAAGAGUUCUCACACCGGUUCCACAAGCGCCAGGUCCCCCGAUAGAGCGAGUCAAAGAAGUAGAAAAACAGCCACUCGAAUGAUAGAGGAAGCGCCAGAGGAUGAUGGUAAGUAAUUUCGGGAUUGAUUGAGCCGUAUUGCGGACCAGAAGGAGAAAAUAUCACAAAAAAAUAGAUGGAUUUGGCGUUUAGGAGUUUGUUAUGGAGUUUGAGAGUUUGGCGUUUUGCUUAAGAAAUUAGAAACAUAGAUGGUUACCUGGGUUCAAUAUUUAGUAUCUUUAAAUGUGAAAUGCUCUGCUUGAUGUUAUCAGAUAUGGUACCUUAAAAUCCGGAUCCAAUCUUGCCAGCUGGAAUACAGAACCAAAGAGCAUCUUGCUUUUGAGGGCACCUUGUUCUUGAAUUGAACCUGAUACUUCACGCAUUCAUUUCCAAUUUACCCAUACCAGACUAUGAAUUUAUUUCAGAAAUUGAUCUGUAAUUUGACAACGAGUCA
Molecule: messenger RNA, 1645 nt
Organism: Botrytis cinerea B05.10
Lineage: Eukaryota; Fungi; Ascomycota; Leotiomycetes; Helotiales; Sclerotiniaceae
Exons: 2
Coding region: 426-1268 (280 amino acids)
Source: RefSeq, a predicted model, not a curated record